This is a messenger RNA of Macaca mulatta (Rhesus monkey), 5148 nucleotides long. RefSeq names its product insulin like growth factor 1 receptor (gene IGF1R). Gene Ontology annotation, molecular function: ATP binding; insulin receptor activity; insulin receptor substrate binding. The record is from RefSeq and is marked provisional. Gene Ontology annotation, cellular component: axon; plasma membrane; insulin receptor complex. Lineage: Eukaryota; Metazoa; Chordata; Mammalia; Primates; Cercopithecidae. Gene Ontology annotation, biological process: positive regulation of kinase activity; regulation of JNK cascade; multicellular organism development.
UUCGUCCCAAAUAAAAGGAAUGAAGUCUGGCUCUGGAGAAGGGUCCCCGACCUCGCUGUGGGGGCUCCUGUUUCUCUCCGCCGCGCUCUCGCUCUGGCCGACGAGUGGAGAAAUCUGUGGGCCGGGCAUCGACAUCCGCAACGACUAUCAGCAGCUGAAGCGCCUGGAGAACUGCACGGUGAUCGAGGGCUACCUCCACAUCCUGCUCAUCUCCAAGGCCGAGGACUACCGCAGCUACCGCUUCCCCAAGCUCACGGUCAUCACCGAGUACUUGCUGUUGUUCCGAGUGGCUGGCCUAGAGAGCCUCGGAGACCUGUUCCCCAACCUCACGGUAAUCCGCGGCUGGAAACUCUUCUACAACUACGCCCUGGUCAUCUUUGAGAUGACCAAUCUCAAGGAUAUUGGGCUUUACAACCUGAGGAACAUUACUCGGGGGGCCAUCAGGAUUGAGAAAAAUGCUGACCUCUGUUACCUCUCCACUGUGGACUGGUCCCUGAUCCUGGAUGCAGUGUCCAAUAACUACAUUGUGGGGAAUAAGCCCCCAAAGGAAUGCGGGGACCUGUGUCCGGGGACCAUGGAGGAGAAGCCGAUGUGCGAGAAGACCACCAUCAACAAUGAGUACAACUACCGCUGCUGGACCACAAACCGCUGCCAGAAAAUGUGCCCGAGUGCCUGUGGGAAGAGGGCAUGCACCGAGAACAACGAGUGCUGCCACCCCGAGUGCCUGGGCAGCUGCAGCGCGCCUGACAACGACACGGCCUGUGUAGCUUGCCGCCACUACUACUACGCCGGUGUCUGCGUGCCUGCCUGCCCGCCCAACACCUACAGGUUUGAGGGCUGGCGCUGUGUGGACCGUGACUUCUGCGCCAACAUCCUCAGCGCCGAGAGCAGCGACUCCGAGGGUUUCGUGAUCCACGACGGCGAGUGCAUGCAGGAGUGCCCCUCAGGCUUCAUCCGCAACGGCAGCCAGAGCAUGUACUGCAUCCCUUGUGAAGGUCCUUGCCCCAAGGUCUGUGAGGAAGAAAAGAAAACAAAGACCAUUGAUUCUGUUACUUCUGCUCAGAUGCUCCAAGGAUGCACCAUCUUCAAGGGCAAUUUGCUCAUUAACAUCCGACGGGGGAAUAACAUUGCUUCAGAACUGGAGAACUUCAUGGGGCUCAUCGAGGUGGUGACGGGCUACGUGAAGAUCCGCCAUUCCCAUGCCUUGGUCUCCUUGUCCUUCCUAAAAAACCUUCGCCUCAUCUUAGGAGAGGAGCAGCUAGAAGGGAAUUACUCCUUCUACGUCCUCGACAACCAGAACUUGCAGCAAUUAUGGGACUGGGACCACCGCAACCUGACCAUCAAAGCAGGGAAAAUGUACUUUGCUUUCAAUCCCAAAUUGUGUGUUUCGGAAAUUUACCGCAUGGAGGAAGUGACGGGGACUAAAGGGCGCCAAAGCAAAGGGGACAUAAACACCAGGAACAACGGGGAGAGAGCCUCCUGUGAAAGUGACGUCCUGCAUUUCACCUCCACCACCACGUGGAAGAAUCGCAUCAUCAUAACCUGGCACCGGUACCGGCCCCCUGACUACAGGGAUCUCAUCAGCUUCACCGUUUACUACAAGGAAGCACCUUUUAAGAAUGUCACGGAGUAUGAUGGGCAGGAUGCCUGCGGCUCCAACAGCUGGAACAUGGUGGAUGUGGACCUCCCGCCCAACAAGGACGUGGAGCCCGGCAUCUUACUGCAUGGGCUGAAGCCCUGGACUCAGUACGCCGUUUACGUCAAGGCUGUGACCCUCACCAUGGUGGAGAACGACCAUAUCCGUGGGGCCAAGAGUGAGAUCUUGUACAUUCGCACCAAUGCUUCAGUUCCUUCCAUUCCCUUGGACGUUCUUUCAGCAUCGAACUCCUCUUCUCAGUUAAUCGUGAAGUGGAACCCUCCCUCUCUGCCCAACGGCAACCUGAGUUACUACAUUGUGCGCUGGCAGCGGCAGCCUCAGGACGGCUACCUUUACCGGCACAAUUACUGCUCCAAAGACAAAAUCCCCAUCAGGAAGUAUGCCGACGGCACCAUUGACAUUGAGGAGGUCACAGAGAACCCGAAGACUGAGGUGUGUGGUGGAGAGAAAGGGCCUUGCUGCGCCUGCCCCAAAACUGAAGCUGAGAAGCAGGCCGAGAAGGAGGAGGCUGAGUACCGCAAAGUCUUUGAGAAUUUCCUGCACAACUCCAUCUUUGUGCCCAGACCUGAAAGGAAGCGGAGAGAUGUCAUGCAAGUGGCCAACACCACCAUGUCCAGCCGAAGCAGGAACACCACGGUGGCAGACACCUACAACAUCACAGAUCUGGAAGAGCUAGAGACAGAGUACCCUUUCUUUGAGAGCAGAGUGGAUAAUAAGGAGAGAACUGUCAUUUCUAACCUUCGGCCUUUCACAUUGUACCGCAUUGAUAUCCACAGCUGCAACCACGAGGCUGAGAAACUGGGCUGCAGCGCCUCCAACUUUGUCUUUGCAAGGACUAUGCCUGCAGAAGGAGCAGAUGACAUUCCUGGGCCAGUGACCUGGGAGCCAAGGCCUGAAAACUCCAUCUUUUUAAAGUGGCCAGAACCUGAGAAUCCCAAUGGAUUGAUUCUAAUGUAUGAAAUAAAAUACGGAUCACAAGUUGAGGAUCAGCGAGAAUGUGUGUCCAGACAGGAAUACAGGAAGUAUGGAGGGGCCAAGCUAAACCGGCUAAACCCAGGGAACUACACAGCCCGGAUUCAGGCUACAUCUCUCUCUGGGAAUGGGUCGUGGACAGAUCCUGUGUUCUUCUAUGUCCAGGCCAAAACAGGAUACGAAAACUUCAUCCAUCUGAUCAUCGCUCUGCCCGUCGCUGUCCUGUUGAUCGUGGGAGGGUUGGUGAUCAUGCUGUACGUCUUCCAUAGAAAGAGAAAUAACAGCAGGCUGGGGAAUGGAGUGCUGUACGCGUCUGUGAACCCGGAGUACUUCAGCGCUGCGGAUGUGUACGUUCCUGAUGAGUGGGAGGUGGCUCGGGAGAAGAUCACCAUGAGCCGGGAACUUGGGCAGGGGUCGUUUGGGAUGGUCUAUGAAGGAGUUGCCAAGGGUGUGGUGAAAGACGAACCUGAAACCAGAGUGGCCAUUAAAACAGUGAACGAGGCCGCGAGCAUGCGUGAAAGGAUCGAGUUUCUCAACGAGGCUUCUGUGAUGAAGGAGUUCAAUUGUCACCAUGUGGUGCGGUUGCUGGGUGUGGUGUCCCAGGGCCAGCCAACGCUGGUCAUCAUGGAACUGAUGACGCGGGGCGAUCUCAAAAGUUAUCUCCGGUCUCUGAGGCCAGAAAUGGAGAAUAAUCCAGUCCUAGCACCUCCAAGCCUAAGCAAGAUGAUUCAGAUGGCUGGAGAGAUUGCAGACGGCAUGGCAUACCUCAACGCCAACAAGUUCGUCCACAGAGACCUUGCUGCCCGGAAUUGCAUGGUAGCCGAGGAUUUCACAGUCAAAAUUGGAGAUUUUGGGAUGACGCGAGAUAUCUAUGAGACAGACUAUUACCGGAAAGGAGGGAAAGGGCUGUUGCCCGUGCGCUGGAUGUCUCCCGAGUCCCUCAAGGAUGGAGUCUUCACCACUUACUCGGACGUCUGGUCCUUCGGGGUUGUCCUCUGGGAGAUCGCCACACUGGCCGAGCAGCCCUACCAGGGCUUGUCCAACGAGCAAGUCCUUCGCUUCGUCAUGGAGGGCGGCCUUCUGGACAAGCCAGACAACUGCCCCGACAUGCUGUUUGAAUUGAUGCGCAUGUGCUGGCAGUACAACCCCAAGAUGAGGCCUUCCUUCCUGGAGAUCAUCAGCAGCAUCAAAGACGAGAUGGAGCCUGGCUUCCGGGAGGUCUCCUUCUACUACAGUGAGGAGAACAAGCUGCCCGAGCCGGAGGAGCUGGACCUGGAGCCAGAGAACAUGGAGAGCGUCCCCCUGGACCCCUCGGCCUCCUCGUCCUCCCUGCCACUGCCCGACAGACACUCAGGACACAAGGCCGAGAACGGCCCCGGCCCUGGAGUGCUGGUGCUCCGCGCCAGCUUCGAUGAGAGACAGCCUUACGCACACAUGAACGGUGGCCGCAAGAACGAGCGGGCCUUGCCGCUGCCCCAGUCUUCGACCUGCUGAUCCUUGGAUCCUGAAUCUGUGCAAACAGUAACGUGUUUGUUCAGCGGGGUGGGGGGAGAGAGAAAGUUUUAACAAUCUAUUCACAAGCCUCCUGUACCUCAGUGGAUCUUCAGAACUGCCAUUGCUGCCCGCGGGAGACAGCUUCUCUGCAGUAAACACAUUUGGGAUGUUCCUUUUUUCAAUAUGCAAGCAGCUUUUUAUUCCCUACCCAAACCCUUAACUGACAUGGGCCUUUAAGAACCUUAAUGACAACACUUAAUAGCAACAGAGCACUUGAGAACCAGUCUCCUUACUCUGUCCCUGUCCUUCCUCAUCCUCUCUCUCUCUCCCUCCCUUUCUCUCUCUCUCACUUUUCUCUUUCUCUCUGCUUCAUAAUGGAAAAAUAAUUGCCGUAAGUCCAGCUGGGAAGCCCUUUUUUAUCAGUUUGAGGAAGUGGCUGUCCCUGUGGCCCCAUCCAACCCCUGUACACACCCACCCGACACCGUAGGUCAUUACAAAAACAACACGUGGAGAUGGAAAUUUUUACCUUUAUCUUUCACCUUUCUAGGGACAUGAAAUUUACAAAGGGCCAUUGUUCAUCCAAGGCUGUUACCAUUUUAACGCUGCCUAAUUUUGCCAAAAUCCUGAACUUUCUCCCUCACCGUCCUUGCGCUGAUUCCUUGUGUCCGGAGGCAUGGGUGAGCGUGGCAUCUGGUUGCUCCGUUUUGAGAGACACGCUGGCGACACGCUCCGUCCGUCUGACUGCCCCUGCUGUGCUUCUCAAGGCCACGUGCACACAGGUCUCAUUGCUUCUGACUAGGUUAUUAUUUGGGGGAACUGGACACAAUGGGACUCUCUCUCAGUGAAGGUGGGGAGAAGCUAAACUGGCUUUCCUGCCCUGCCUCCCCACCCCCGCCCAACCCCCAAGAAUCUGGUGGCCAUAGGCCCUGAAGCAGCCUGGUGGACAGGCUUUGAGUCAAGGGGCCCCAUGCCUGCUUCUCUCCCAGCCCCAGCUCCCCCGCCCACCCCCAAGGACACAGAUGGGA